AUCCAGGUUUCGGAGCAGUGCCGAGGCAACACCGUACCCUGCGUUGUGCGCGUCCGUUUCGGGGACGGAUUUGCACCAGAACCGCCGCAGCACUUUUGUUGGGGGGGGGGGGAGGGUUGGAACCCUUCUAGUAUGAGAACUUCCAUUCCAGCUCCUUUGAUUUCUUUCAUUCUCAUAUUUGGUCAUUUUCUUCAUUUUGACCAUCCGACCUGCUCAUUUUCCUGCUGCUGUCACCCACAGUUUGUGUCUGAGCGCCGGCUGAAAGGGGAUCUCUCUCGCUCUCUCUCUCUCUCUUUCUCUCCAUUCCUCCACCAGACAUCAGUGCACUCUGCUACGCCGCUGCUGCUCGGGACUGCCGGACUAUAACAACGCAGGGGGAUUUAUAUUCGUGUUGAUUUCCAUCCGCCGCCCGGCCCACAGCGGACACCGGCACUUCUUCUUCUCUCUGAGGGAUGUAUCACAGCUCUGAGCCGGGGAGAAUAUAAAGCCACAGUCCGCCGAGUGAACUCCACUGCGCCUUUUGGUUUUUUUUUGGAGCAGGUCUCUCAUCGGAAGAUGCUCUGGUAGGCUACGCGUGAUCGGGGGUCUGUGGUCCGUGCGCAUCCCCACUGGACCGGGAUAUAAGGUGAAGAAAUCGCCGCGGUCAGCCUUUUUUUCUGGAGCGCUUUAUUUUUGGUGUCGUGGACAUAUUUGGUUAUUUUGUGUGUGUGUGUGUGUGUGUGUGAGAAGGAUUUUGCACCCCGCCCGGAGGCGCGCAGGGCUAACCAUGGGGGACUCGAUGUGGAGAUAUUAUUUUGGAGUUCUCUUUAUUGCCUUCAAAGUGGACCUGUGCCGGGCGCUCAUCCUGGAGUCCAUCUACUGGAACACAACAAAUACCAAAUUCGUGCCGGGCCAAGGCGUGGUUUUGUACCCCCAGAUUGGGGAUAAGUUGGACAUUGUGUGCCCGCGCGUGGACGGCGGCGGGAGCGACGGCGUGGAGUAUUACAAGGUGUACAUGGUGCCCAGGGAGCAGCUGGAGAGCUGCACCAUCACCAAGGCCGACACGCCGCUGCUCAACUGCGUCAAGCCCGACCAGGAUGUCAAGUUCACCCUCAAGUUCCAGGAGUUCAGCCCCAAUCUGUGGGGCCUGGAGUUCUUCAGGGGGACGGACUACUACAUCAUCUCUACGUCCAACAGCACCAUGGAGGGCAUCGACAACCAGGAGGGGGGAGUGUGCAAGACCAAGUCCAUGAAGAUAAUCAUGAAAGUGGGACAAAAUCCCUCUGAUCCUAUUUCACCCAAAGACAACCCCACCAGAGUACCCUACCCUCCCAAGCAUUCAGACGGCAAGGAGACCUACAACCCUAACGAUGUGCUGGAGAAACCAGGUGUAGCGCCCAGAGAAAGCGGCGAGACCGACACCGGUGGCAAGUCCUCCAACGCCAUCGGCUCCGAGUUGGCGGCCAUCUUCGUGGGCAUCGCUUCGGGCAGCGUCAUCUUCAUCAUCAUCAUCAUCAUGCUGGUCCUGCUGCUGCUCAAGUACCGGCGGCGGCACCGCAAGCACUCGCCGCAGCACGCCGCCACGCUCUCCCUAAGCACCCUCGCCACGCCCAAACGGAGCGGCGGCGGCGGCGGCGGCGGGAACAAUAACGGCUCGGAGCCCAGCGACAUCAUCAUCCCGCUCAGGACUGCUGACAGCGUCUUCUGCCCGCACUACGAGAAGGUCAGCGGCGACUACGGCCACCCGGUCUACAUAGUUCAGGAGAUGCCCCCCCAGAGCCCGGCCAACAUCUAUUACAAGGUCUGAGCUGGAACUUUAAAAAAACGCAAGAGACGAACUGGAACAAUCCCGGGCAGAGUGGGUUUUUAGUUUCGGCUGGCGCCGCCGGCACGCCCGCAAUCACUCUCGCUCUUUCUCUCUCUGUCUCUGUGUGUCCACUCCUCCUCCUCUUCCUCCUCCUCCUCGUCUCUGAUGUGUUGUCACUGCUUUUAUCUUUAUCGAAGUUUUGCUGAUACCUUGUUGCUGUGGUUCGGUCCCAGUCGGUGCGGACGGGAUGGGUGACAUGCUAGCGCUGCCUCGGCUGCCUCUGCUGCUCUCCGGGGCUCUCUGGGACUCUCUGGGGUUCUUGGGGCUCUCUGGGGUUCUCUGGGGCUCUUGGGAAAUAGAGAGGACCAUCUCUUCUUAUCCCAACGCUGCCCCCUUGUUUUGCUCUGUGCACAGCAGCCAGCAUUGUGGAGGAACUGAAUGUUGUGGAGAAGAGAAAUUUAGACAGAUCCACAGCAGGAAUUUUUCGUUUCCUCGGAUUGGGACGGACGGACGGACGGACGGAUGUACGGGCGUGAAGCUUUACUGGCACGAGAGGAGGGGAAGGAUUCUUUGGCCCUUACCUUUAAAAGAGACUACUGCUUGGAAAAAGAGAGGGAAAGAGACAAUAAAAAAACAAGUGAGGAGGAGAUGUAAAGGAAAAUAUGGGCUGAGCCAUAUGAACUCACAAAAUGGCCGCCCUACCGUGAUGCACACAAGCCAGAGAGACUCUGUGGAUUAACCGGUCGGACGAGGACAGGGGAGAGAUUCUCGCAGCGAUCCUCUCCGGGACUUUCAUGACUGACUCACGCAUUCACCCUGCCACCCACCAUCACAUUAACCCCCAACCACACACACACACACACACACACACACACACACACACACACACACACACACACACACUUGUCUCACCAGUCAAUGUGAACUGUUUGGAUUGCACCAUCUCUCCUCAUUUCCCAGAUGUGUUUUUCAGCGAAUCCCUUCUUUCAGAUGUCACUUGAAGGUUUUAAGGAAGAAAACUAGAUCCUCUUUUGUUGUACUGUCAACAUUUACUGAUUUUUUGCUCAUAUCGGUUUGGUUCAAAUGCAUAUGGAUGUUUUUUUUUUCUUCUUUUAGUGACAUGUCAUAUAGUACGUGACGUUCAAACACAAGUGACCCAACUGUGGCCAGGAGUGGCGAGAGCGUGAAAAAACCCAGAGUGAGGAUUUUUAGUUUUUAUUUCGCGCCCCCCCACCCCCUCGCCAGGGUGAGGUCUGCCCUUGUGGCUCCUGGGAAGAGUGGAGGACUUUCAUAUACAUAGAGCAGCACUUUGAACUCCUUUUUGGUCCCUACACCCUUUCCAGGAGUCCUAGAGAGUCACAGUGGUAGCAGCUGGAUCCCGGCUUUUUACACGGGGAAAGUGUUAUGGGGCAAUAAGAAAUCCAAUUGGCCUUACUGCCGUUUUUUUUCCGCAUCAGGUAAAUAGAGAAUUAGAGGUUAGCAUAGCUGGCUUAAAGAGCUCUAGGUACUGUUAUGUUUACCCCUGGGGGUCCAAUGAGGAUCAAGAGUGCCCUUAGGGGCUCCAAAUCAGCGUUGACCGGUGCUCUCCUAUUCUUGUUCGAAAAAAAAAAAAAAAAAGCACAGGGACAUCUUCUUACAUUGUCACUGUUUCUCAAUCUCCAUUAGCAUUUCCAUAUUGUGAGUGUUUGAUUUACUUCUCUCUUUUUUUUUUUUUUUCAAAAUAGAUGUACAUUUAAAAAUAAAAGGACAUUACGCAGAGGAAAAAGAAAUACAAGU
Molecule: messenger RNA, 3562 nt
Organism: Etheostoma cragini (Arkansas darter)
Lineage: Eukaryota; Metazoa; Chordata; Actinopteri; Perciformes; Percidae
Gene: efnb2a
Product: ephrin-B2a
Exons: 6
Coding region: 767-1786 (339 amino acids)
Biological process (GO): blood vessel morphogenesis; ephrin receptor signaling pathway; axon guidance
Cellular component (GO): plasma membrane
Molecular function (GO): ephrin receptor binding
Source: RefSeq, a predicted model, not a curated record